AUAAUCCUAAAAACCCCAUUUUCAGAUCUCCUUCUCCAUAGAUCCUCUUCCUCUCUCUCUCUAAACAGCUUUUUUUUUUUUAUAGUGAGAGAAAUAGAGGAUUUUCAAGAAUCAUAAACAAAAAUGGCUUCUUUAUCAAACACCUUAUCAUUGUCAUCAUCAAAAUCCAUUGUUCAAUCUCACCUCCAUAACAAUCCUUCACCUCAACAACCUCGUAUUUCUCUUAGACAGCGCCACCACAUCUCAGCCGUACACGUGUCAGAUCCUGCAAAAACUAAGCAAAAAUGGAGUCUUGAUAGUUGGAAAACCAAGAAAGCUUUGCAACUUCCUGCAUACCCAUGUGAAAAAGAACUUGAAAGUGUUCUUAAAACACUUGAAUCAAGCCCACCACUUGUGUUUGCUGGUGAGGCUAGGAGUUUAGAAGAGAAACUUGGUGAAGCUGCAUUAGGGAAAGCUUUUUUAUUGCAAGGUGGUGAUUGUGCUGAGAGUUUUAAGGAAUUCAAUGCUAAUAAUAUUAGGGAUACUUUCAGGAUUUUGCUUCAGAUGAGUGUUGUUCUAAUGUUUGGUGGUGAAGUCCCUGUCAUUAAGGUUGGAAGAAUGGCGGGUCAGUUUGCAAAACCAAGAUCAGAUCCAUUUGAGGAGGUAAAUGGAGUGAAGCUACCAAGUUACAAGGGUGACAAUAUCAAUGGUGAUACAUUUGAUGAGAAGUCAAGAAUUCCAGACCCUCAUAGGCUUAUUAGGGCUUACAUGCAAUCUGCUGCGACGCUUAACCUUCUUAGGGCUUUUGCUACUGGAGGUUAUGCUGCAAUGCAGAGAGUCACUGAAUGGAAUCUUGAUUUUGUGGAGAACAGUGAGCAGGGAGAUAGGUAUCAAGAACUUGCUCACAGGGUGGAUGAAGCGUUAGGAUUCAUGGCUGCUUGUGGACUCACACUCGAACACCCUAUCAUGUCGACUACUGAUUUCUGGACAUCCCAUGAGUGCUUGCUUCUUCCUUAUGAACAAGCACUUACAAGGGAGGAUUCAACUUCUGGUCUUUUCUAUGAUUGUUCUGCUCACAUGGUUUGGGUUGGGGAACGAACUAGGCAACUAGACGGUGCUCAUGUCGAGUUUUUGAGAGGAGUAGCAAACCCUCUUGGCAUAAAGGUGAGCCAAAAGAUGGAUCCAAACGAGCUAAUUAAACUCAUUGACAUCCUGAAUCCAGCCAAUAAGCCUGGAAGAAUAACUGUAAUUGUGAGAAUGGGUGCUGAGAACAUGAGAGUGAAACUUGCCCACUUGGUCAGGGCGGUACGAGGAGCUGGUCAGAUUGUGACAUGGGUUUGUGACCCAAUGCACGGGAACACCAUCAAGGCACCAUGUGGACUCAAAACCCGUGCUUUCGAUUCAAUCCUGGCUGAGGUCCGAGCUUUCUUCGAUGUGCAUGAGCAAGAAGGUAGCCACCCUGGAGGUAUCCAUCUAGAAAUGACGGGGCAAAAUGUGACUGAAUGCAUCGGCGGAUCAAGAACAGUAACCUAUGACGAUUUGGGCUCUCGUUACCACACACAUUGUGACCCAAGAUUGAAUGCUUCCCAGUCUCUUGAACUUGCCUUCAUCGUAGCUGAGCGACUAAGAAGACGAAGAAUAGCCUCUCGACGCGGCCUGUAGGCUUCUCUAAUUUAUCCGUAUUUUUUUAAUCUGCAGUCUUGUUCUCUUGUGAACCAAUGUUUCUUGUUGAAAGACAUGAAGUAAAUAGGUUUCCUGCAGAGCUCAAUGGGGAAGUGAACGAGUAAAAUUAGUCGAUCUAUCGGGUACCCUUUCUGUUUAUUUUAGUUGGACCGUAAGUUUAGGGUAUAAGGGGGUUCAAUUUAUUUAUUUUCCUUUUCUUGA
Molecule: messenger RNA, 1863 nt
Organism: Lycium ferocissimum
Lineage: Eukaryota; Viridiplantae; Streptophyta; Magnoliopsida; Solanales; Solanaceae
Product: phospho-2-dehydro-3-deoxyheptonate aldolase 2, chloroplastic
Exons: 5
Coding region: 124-1641 (505 amino acids)
Biological process (GO): aromatic amino acid biosynthetic process
Molecular function (GO): 3-deoxy-7-phosphoheptulonate synthase activity
Source: RefSeq, a predicted model, not a curated record